Messenger RNA from Eucalyptus grandis, 1032 nucleotides. Its product is annotated as disease resistance protein RPV1-like. Bases 1 to 1032 code for a protein of 343 amino acids. The record is from RefSeq and is a predicted model, not a curated record. Lineage: Eukaryota; Viridiplantae; Streptophyta; Magnoliopsida; Myrtales; Myrtaceae. The transcript has a single exon. Gene Ontology annotation, molecular function: ADP binding. Gene Ontology annotation, biological process: defense response.
AUGAUAGGUGCUCAGACAAGUGAAACACGGAUUAUUGGAAUUUAUGGGAUGGGUGGCAUCGGAAAGACAACUAUUGCCAAAAUCAUCUACAAUCGACUUUCAAGCAAUUUCAAGGAUUGUUGCUUUCUAUCCAACAUCCGUGAAACGUCAGAACACAAGGGCAUUGAAUGCUUGCAGAAUCAACUCAUCUCUGGCAUCCUUAAAUUGAAACGGAUGGAUAUAAACAAUGUAGAUGAAGGGAUCGAGACAAUAAAAAACAAGUUGUCUACUAAAAGAGUCCUCCUCCUUCUCGAUGAUGUGGAAGGACAGGAUCAUAUGAAUGCACUUAUAGGAAACCAUGAUUGGUUUGGUAAAGGGAGCAAAAUUAUCAUUACUACAAGAAAGAAAGAUAUUCUCAGUGUUUCUAAAGUGGAUUGCAGUGAUGAGCUUAAAUGCAUGGAUCCCAAUCAAUCUCUUAAACUUUUUAGCAAACAUGCCUUUAGAAGAGAUUCCCCUUUAGAUGAGUAUAUCGACCAAUCCAAGAGGGCGAUAGGCAUUGCUGGGGGUCUUCCGCUAGCCCUUGAAGUCAUGGGUUCAUUUUUAUCCCGCAAAGAUAAGAAAAUGUGGGAUGCCACAUUGAAGAUGCUAGAAAGUGUUCCUCAUCAUGACGUUCAAAAAAAGCUGAAAAUAAGCUAUGAUGCAUUAGAUGAUCGGCAGAAGCAUAUAUUCCUCGAUAUAGCUUGUUUUUUCAUUGGAUAUAACAAAGAUAUUGUGGUUCAUUUCUGGGAUGAAAAUAAAUUUCCAGAAGAAGCCAUGGAAGUUCUACAGAACAUGUCUUUGAUAAAGAUUGAAGAGGAUGAUAGAGUGGGGAAUGAUUUGUUACCUUUUAUCAAAAGAAAUAGAGUGUGGAUGCAUGACCAACUCAGAGACCUCGGAAGAGAAAUAGUUCGUCAAGAAAGUAAAAUGAAAAUAGAGAAGCAAAGUAGGGUGUGGGAUCCCAAAGAAGCGUUGGAUUUGCUAAGGAGACCUAAGGUAAAAUCCCCCAUGCAAUAA